Molecule: messenger RNA, 2226 nt
Organism: Drosophila serrata
Lineage: Eukaryota; Metazoa; Arthropoda; Insecta; Diptera; Drosophilidae
Gene: Hrb98DE
Product: Heterogeneous nuclear ribonucleoprotein at 98DE
Biological process (GO): mRNA splicing, via spliceosome
Cellular component (GO): catalytic step 2 spliceosome
Molecular function (GO): mRNA 3'-UTR binding
Source: RefSeq, a predicted model, not a curated record
CACAUAUUUCGGUCACACUUCGUUGCUUUUUCACUCAAACGCGUGUGCGUCAGCAAAACUUUCUAUUUUAACUAGAACAAUAUACAAUUAAACUAGUUUUUAAUAACAAGUAGUAGCAUGGGCGGACACAACGACAACCAAAACGGAAACUCCAACGGCCACGAUGACGAUUCCAUCACCGAGCCGGAGCAUAUGCGCAAACUGUUUAUUGGUGGCCUGGACUACCGCACUACAGACGAGAAUCUGAAGGCGCACUUUGAGAAAUGGGGCAAUAUCGUGGAUGUGGUGGUUAUGAAGGAUCCGCGCACAAAGCGUUCUCGCGGUUUCGGCUUCAUCACCUACUCUCACUCGAGCAUGAUUGAUGAGGCUCAGAAGUCGCGUCCGCACAAAAUUGAUGGCCGCGUGGUGGAGCCCAAGAGGGCUGUGCCCCGCCAAGAGAUUGACUCGCCCAAUGCCGGAGCCACCGUAAAGAAACUGUUUGUGGGAGCCCUUAAGGACGACCAUGACGAGCAGAGCAUACGCGACUAUUUCCAGCACUUUGGAAACAUUGUGGACAUCAACAUCGUGAUGGACAAGGAGACAGGCAAGAAGCGCGGGUUCGCCUUCGUGGAGUUCGAUGACUACGAUCCCGUGGACAAAGUUGUGUUGCAAAAGCAACAUCAGCUUAAUGGCAAAAUGGUUGACGUGAAGAAGGCCUUGCCCAAGCAGAAUGACAUGCAGGGAGGCGGCGGCGGUGGUGGACGCGGUCAGGGUGGCCGUCCCGGUGGCAAUCGUGGCAAUAUGGGCGGUGGUGGCGGUCAGUAUGGCAACCAGAAUGGAGGUGGCAACUGGAAUGGCGGUGGCAAUUGGGGAAAUAACCGUGGGGGCAACGACAACUGGGGCAACAACAGCUUUGGCGGUGGCGGCGGCGGCUAUGGCGGUGGUAACAACAGCUGGGGCAACAACAUGGGUCCCUGGGAUAAUGGCAAUGGCGGUGGCAACUUCGGCGGUGGCUCCAACUGGAACGGCGGUGGCAAUGACUUUGGUGGCUACCAGCAGAGCUACGGCGGCGGACCGCAGCGUGGCGGUGGAAACUUUAACAACAACCGCAUGCAGCCAUACCAGGGAGGAGGCGGUAACUACAACAAAGCAGGUGAUAAUGUAAAAGUCGCUCAGUAUAAGCCCAAAUAUCAAAGUCAAGUAAACGAUACGCAAUUCAAUGAUCAAUAACGAGUAUGAACGCACGUUCAUAGACAUAAGAAGUUUUCCGAGCACCACAAAACCAUACCAAACAUGACAGAGAAGAGGGAGUGAAUCAGGAUCAGUGCAGUGCAGUCGUGGUUCAGACUUGGAGUAGAACAGAGAACAGAGAGGGAGAUCAGUACCAAAACCAAGCCAGACCAGACCAUACCAGUGCAGUCCAGUACAGUACAGAGCAGUGUGUGUGUGUGAGAUAAGCAGACUACUAACAGAUCGUUCAGAGACAGAGAGAGAUCUCAGAUCGCACACAGCUAGCAGCGAGCAGCAAGCAAGCAGUACACGUACACAGCAACAGCAGCUGGCCAGGAUUCCAUUCGAUUUGUGUUUGCACAUGGUGAUUGAUUGUUAAGGCGCAUCGAAACUCUAUAUCCAGUAUCCAUAGAAUUGUUAAUUUAAUUUCACAUGAUUGUAGCAACCGAGCAACUUAAGUAACAUUGUAAUUUGCGAUAAAGCCCAAAAGCUAAACAUUUGUAUUUCCACACCAACCACCCCAAGCCAUAAAUGAAUCAGUUGUAUGUAUAAUUUCAAAGCGGCAGCCGAGAGACAAGUUUAAUUUGAUUGUAGAAAGCAGCUCCAGUCCGGAGGCCGCUGGUAAUUUUCUGAUAAUCAAUGCGCAGAACCACACAAUUUAUAUAAAAAAAGAAACAUGUAUUACUUAUUACGACUUUCAACUAGAAUAAGUUCUCAUAAUUUUAAAUCGAGUAGAGCGUUGCGGCCAUUUUCAGCUGCCGCACGCUGCCCUAGACUUAAUAUUUACAAUUCAAGUUCCAAGCGAACCUUGACCGUGUGUGUGGAGUUACUUACUUCCGACACGGAACUAACUUCUUAUACCCGCUGUCUUAGAUUUAACGAAACACCACUUAAUGUAAUCUUUACCUUUUAGCAAUCAGUCUGUACACGCAGUUGUCUGAGGUCAGUCAGCGUAAUUAUAUAUAUUUAACAAAAUUUACAUUUUAAUGUAGCGAAAAAUACAAGAUUCAAAACAUA